This is a messenger RNA of Rotaria sp. Silwood1, 1098 nucleotides long. The record is from the annotation of a GenBank genome assembly. NCBI's taxonomy places the organism in Eukaryota, Metazoa, Rotifera, Eurotatoria, Philodinida, Philodinidae.
AUGGCGUCUAACGCAACACGACAAUGGAUUUCGAUACCCAGUGAAUUGGUUGGUUCAAUUCCACGUCCGAAUGAAUUAAUUGAAGCUCGUAUUCGAUAUGAAAGCGAUCUAAUUACCAUAGAAGAUUUACGUAAAAUAGAAAAAAAAGCAGUGGAGCAAACAGUCAACGAAUUAGAUCAACUGACCGGAUCGAUGAUCUUGACCGAUGGUGAACAAACGAAACCUUCAUUUUUGACCUAUCCAAUUUAUGAUCUCGUUUUUGAACGAUAUACAUUUGAUAAACAAUGUUUUCAAAUAACAUUUUCCGACGGACAUGUGCGAACCCUGCCACGUCUUAUCAAAGCACCUUUCAAAUAUGCCACCUAUGCCUACAAAUAUUUGGAAGCGGCUAAACGGUUAACCAACAAACCAGUCAAACAAGCUGUUAUUACGGCAUCGGCAUUAUCCAUGGUUUAUUCACCACAUCUACUAAAAAGUGGUAACAUUGACAAUUAUUCACAUGAAAAAUUCCUCGAAGAUUUAACCAACGAAUGCGAAAGGGAUAUUCGACGAUGUCUCGAACAUGGAGCACAUGUUGUUCAGCUUGAUUUUACAGAAGCUCGCUUGUCACUUAAAGUUGAUCCAAGUGGCCGAUUACUCAAAGAUUUUAUUGCUAUAAAUAAUCGAGUUCUAGAUCGAUUCAAUGCUAAUGAACAGAAGAAAAUUGGAGUACAUCAUUCCUCCGAUAUUGAUUAUACUCUCAUGUUGCCUGAUUUAUUUCAAUUAAAUUUAACCAAUUUUUAUCUUCAACUUUCAUCUGAAAAAAAUCGUAUUAAAGUAUUAAAAUGUAUUCAGAAGCAUAUGAAACCGAAUCAUCGUAUUUUCGUCGGUGUUACUGAUCCCAUCAAUCCGACAAUUGAAACGGCUGAAAUGGUCCAAGAUCAAGUAUUAGAAGCAGCAAAAUUCAUUCCCAUUGAACAACUUGGCACGACUGAUGAUUGUGGCUUCAGCCCAUUUGCCGAUGAUACAUCCACACCGAGAGAAGUGUGUUAUGAGAAAAUCAAAGCAAGAAUUCAAGGAACCAAAAUGGCUGAACAAAUCUUAAAUAUGAAAUCUUAA